Musa acuminata AAA Group (dessert banana) is the source of this 3330-nucleotide messenger RNA. RefSeq lists its product as uncharacterized. The transcript has 6 exons. Lineage: Eukaryota; Viridiplantae; Streptophyta; Magnoliopsida; Zingiberales; Musaceae. Bases 271 to 1440 code for a protein of 389 amino acids. The record is from RefSeq and is a predicted model, not a curated record.
GAAAAGUGUAUGCUGUUGAGUCCGAAAGUAGGGAUUCGUUCCUCGUUUCCGAACCUGCUCCCAGCGAGAUCGGACCUAUCGCCACCACAACCAAAAAGGCGACAACAAACAGUAAAGCUGAACGAAGAGGUGGCGAAGGACUACCUCUGGCUUCUUCUUCCACCUACUCGACUUCCUCCGCAGCCAAAGGCAGGGAAUUCCGCUGAUGUGUGAUGCGAUGCAGGCCUUCUUCCGCCUCGAGCCAUAGCAGCAGUGGUGGUGGGCAAACUGAUGGCACCGCCGCGCAAGAAGUGGACGGAGGAGGAGGAGCGAUCCCUCCUCGAUAAGUACGCCGAGAUGGCUGCUGACGAGUCCCUUUCCCGCCUCCGCACACGCGAGCGCCGCUUCCGCCCCAUCGCUGCCCACGUCAACGCUCGCCACCACGCCGCCGACCCCGCCGCCUACCCCUUCCUCUGGUCCUGGAAAGACGCCGCCACCAAGGUGCACAACAUGCGCCACCAGUACCUCCUCGUCAAGCGCAAGCUUCUCGUCCUCAACCGAACCUCCUCGGUUUCAUGUUCCGCCGACGCUGCCAUCGACGACUGGGCCAAGCAAGGCAUCUCCCACUGGCCCAACUUCCUCCGCUACCGCUCUAUCUUCGGCGAUGCAUCCUUACAGCCGGCGGACCCCGCCCCUGUUCCCGGGGUCCCCUUCGAUGAUGACGGCGAACUCGGCCUAGGGUUAGCCUUCGACUGCUGCACCGAAGGCGCCAGCGAGGGAGCCGAUCGUGAGAUCGAGGACAACGAGGGUUUUGAUUUCGAUGAUGUGACCCCUGUCUCCGCCGCGGUGCCACAGCAACUCUUGCUGCCUCCGGUGGUGGAGAUGGGCACGACGAAGAGGAGAAAGAAGAAUCGUACUGAGCAGCGGCGAGCGCUGGCUACUUGGUGGGGGUGGGAGGCGAGGAUGGAGGAGAGGGAGGCGGAACGGGAGAGUUUGAGGAGGGAGAGGAAACGGACGGCGGAGCAGGUGGAGGAGGAAAGGGAGCAGGGGAGGAGACAGGCAAAGCAGCAGUGGAGGGAGGAGGACCUGGAGUGGGAGGAGAGGAUGGAAGGGAAGAGGGCAGAAUGGAGGAAGCGGAUGGAGGGGAUGGUGAAGGAACACCAGGUUGAGAUGGAGCAGGUCCAGGCUCAAAUCCUCCAUGAGCAACAGACUGUGGUCGGUCAGCUCCUGGGAGCGCUAUCUCAAUGGGUGGCAAGCCCUGUGUUUGGAGGGUUCUCGGAUGGCAGCAGUGGUGCCGGAAUGGGAAAUCACCACCAUGAUCACCAUCAACACCACCACCAACCCAUGCCAUAUCUGUCUCAAAUGAUGCAGGGGUUGCACCACCAUGUUAACGGAAUUGUUUCAGCAGAGAAUCGGAUUGAUGGGGAUGCACAUGAGGAUCAUUUUAUUGUUGAUCAUUGAUUGAAUUUGGUAAUUUUGAUCACUUAUAUCACAAUAAGGGAUGUAAUGAGAUCACUCAGAUGGAGUAUUGUAGUGGCAGGCGUUUGCAAGAGGAAGAAGCAUAAUGCUUAGUGAUCAGAAUUGGAUUUUUGUAAAUGGCUUCAUGCUGGAUUGGAGGUACUUCAGUUGAACCUUUACGUGUGUUAUCUGUCCAGUCAUCAUUCUUUCUAUUCUUAGCUGUAAGAUUUUGGAGGACAUACAGUGACAGCAUACAAAUCCAUUGUGUGGUGUUCAAAGUUCAGAAUGUUGAAAAAUAAUGUUUAUAUAUACAGCUCUGAGCAGAAAUAACGUUCAGAAGCAUUGCACAUCAUGCUUCUGAACACUGAAAUUUGGGUAACAGAAGCUGCAGGAAGAAUUAUUCUUCAGGGAGAUAGCUUUUAGAUAGAGUUGUCUUUGGCAUGGAAUGGCUUGGCUGUAUUGGCUCUUCUACUAUGGACUCAUUGGGUGCUCUGCUGCCGGAAUUAUGGUCCUGACUGUAUAUUAGGAGAAUUUUGCUACCGCAGCCUUUAUGGAUGGAGUGGAUACAUGUGCAGUUCUCCGCUCAGCAGAGCAUCGUCAGGCAGAAGUUGGUAACAAACAAUAUCGGCAGAUGAAGAAGGGAUGCACCAUAUAAAUGAGCUUUUGUUUUGGUAACUUGGGUUUAUAGAAUGGCUAAGAGAAAAGUUAGGGAUGACAAUAAGAGCUGGAAUACUGGAUGCUUGUCUAGCUCAUCUGAAAGUGAUUUAGAAGGCUCUGUCAUUGUUGCAACAAUCAUGCAUAUACCUUGCAGUUUCAAAUUCAACAAAUGAAGCUGCAAUUACUUUGGAGUACUUGGAUGAGUCAGUGGUUUCUGAUUCAAAGAGACAAUAUCAGGAUGAGAUGCUGUCUGCCAUAGUUCUCUAGCUCUCCAUCGAAUGAAGAAAGAUCAAGGAUGGAAGUCCAGGAGGGUGGUGCAGAGGCUUCAGAUUCCUUGUGGGGACAUCAAAAUUAAGAAUAGAUCUGCAUCUGCUCCAGCACAUGCCCAAAGCUGUCGAUUGGUUUCUCCGUGGUAUGGUUGUGGACUCCCUCGUAAGUCGUCUCCACAAUGCCUUCGUCUUUGGAUAGCCGCUGCACCUGCUUCUUCACAUUGCAGCCUUGAUGUGUGCACCGGUAGUAGCUUCUGCAGCCAAAAGAAUCCAUAGUUCAAAGGAUUAGAGAGAGAGAGAGAGCUGAAAGUGCACAGGAAGCAUGAGAUGAGAAGACCAACCUUGGGAACUUGUUAUUCUUCACUGCCUUCUGGCCGUACUUCCUCCAGCGAUAGCCAUCGUCGAGUAUGUCCACAUGACUCCUGGUGUGGAAGGCGUACCGCUGCUUCUGCUGCUGCACCUUCUUCUCCUCCUCGAGAGGCGAUUCCACCUGAUGAGCUCCUUGCGCUUCAGAUGGAACCUGGGCGCUACUGAUCAUAUCGGACGGCUAGCUAGGAAGGAGCGCCGAGGGGAAGGCAAGGCAGACGACGGUGGUCGUUGCAGGGAGCUUUCCAUGUAUAUAUGGAGUGGUGGGUGGACGGUGGCGGCUGUUGGGUGCGAGAAGACAGAGAGAGAGAGAGAGUCGUGACCGGCAAGCAAGCGAAGGGUGCCGCCAUUCAUUGUAAAGGGUGGAUGAGACUUCGGCCACGUGUCCGCGUGCGAAAUGGUUCUCAAGAUUGCAUCAACUUGUGCAUCUGUUGUUUGCUAAUCUCGAUGCAAUUUGAAUCGUUUUUAGUGCAAAUCAUGUUAGCUCGUGUGACCUUUAAUUUUAUGCACAUAAAAAUGUGCGGAGUUCUAUAGUAUUCGUACGUGUUUCUCGAUUUAUCCUAUUAAUAUGACGGCAUUUAUCGAUCAUCUAUUCUAUGAA